This is a messenger RNA of Cyprinodon variegatus (sheepshead minnow), 12713 nucleotides long. It is a transcript of the gene cep350, whose product is annotated as centrosomal protein 350kDa. Gene Ontology annotation, molecular function: microtubule binding. The transcript has 38 exons. Lineage: Eukaryota; Metazoa; Chordata; Actinopteri; Cyprinodontiformes; Cyprinodontidae. Gene Ontology annotation, biological process: microtubule anchoring. Gene Ontology annotation, cellular component: centrosome. The record is from RefSeq and is a predicted model, not a curated record. The coding region runs from base 378 to 9599 and encodes 3073 amino acids.
AUCUAUCCGUCUUGGAUACUAGUUUCACCGUUGAAAAACGUCAACAUAGUAACCCGGGAAAGGCGACGUCGGAAAGACAGACGGAAACAAUUUUUUAAACAACCCCUACAGUUGUUUUGGGAACGAUACCUUUCUUAUAAAACAAGUUGGGAAAAAAAUGGAAGUACGUCUGUUGAAAAAGUUGGCAGUUUAGUUGCUGUAGCUUUUGGCUAGUUGAUUAGCUAACGUUAGCUAGCGACGCUGACGGUAGCAAACAGAUCGCCAAAGGAAACCAAAAGAGAAGUUUGAGAUUUUAUGACUUUCAUAUGACAAGCUCCUCAGCCUAAAUGUGGACAACCAGAGAAAUUGGACCGUUCUCCUAAAGGUGAGUGGGAGAGAUGAGAAGCAGCAGAACCACUGAAGUACCCCUCAAAACAUCUGCUCAACCCUUUCCAAAUCACAAUAUUGGUACAGAGCUUACAAAUGCAUGGAAAAGUUUAGCUCAGUCCAAAGCUGCUCUUCGGCACAUAGAAAACCGGUUGGAAGCCACUCCUGGAACUGGUGUUCUACUCGAUACCUUCUCCCCCAAGAAGAAAACAUCAGGAACAUCUCACACCAGGGAUGGAAGGCAAGCUGAUGUUUCAAGAAGGAAUACAAAGCCAAGAGGUGAAAAUCAUCAGAACCCAGCUAAAAGUAACUCACGCAGCCCUUUGAGGAAUGCCACACAAGACAGCAAUGUACGAAAAAGCAGCAGUGUGGAGUUCAAAGAGCCUCUGGCCUCAUACAGAGAGGCCACACCUCCUUCACAUCCCUUUUCUCAGUCGGAGGCCUACAAUCUGCAGCCAGCGCCAGAGUAUUCAUUCACAUCCUCUCCGCCUUACACGGAUCCCCUGCCCAGCCAGCUGAUCUACCAGAAAGUAACCAGGGACAAACAGACUGACAGGGACUUAGAGAGCACACACUCCUCUGCAGUGGAGAGUGCUGAGGUGCGAUACAUCAACGAUCAGCCGGUCUUGGAUAGCCUGAAGACAGAGCAGAGCUCUCACAAAGCACAACUUGUGAUGGAUAAUCACGAAUCAAACCCAUGCUUGGUUCGGACCCCUGGCUCUUCUCGCCAAGGGGAAAGCUCUCCUUCCACAAGCCCUGGUUCAGUGUCCCAGCGGUUGGAAAACCUGAGGCGACAUCAGCCGGAUGACAAACUUGAGAAAUUAAAAGAGCGCAUUCGAAGACAGAGACAACAUUUGGAGGAGACGGCACAAGGAGAGGCGCUUAAGGGUCAUCUUAAGAAGCCAGUUGUUGCAUUUGCUGAGGGUGACAGUGUUGGCUCAAGCAGCAUGCCAGCAGCCAAGAUACGCAAAGUAACAUCAGCACCACCAGCGCCUAUUUACAAAGGUUUUAACAGCACAGAGACAAAGAUCCAGACUCCUGAUGGGAAAGUCUGGAAAGAGGAGGAGUUCCAAAGCCUCAGCAAAGAAAUCUACGGAGACAUAUCACAGCAAUUUUCCGAGGGCAUACAAUCCAGGCAUCAACAACACAGGGAACAGAGAGCAGAAAGAUCCAAGGAGAGGCCAUCGAAACCAGUCCGGAAGGUCCACAAAGUUCCCCCUGUAUCUGAGCAGAAUUCCAAACCAGUGAUAAGUCCUGCAUCAUGGCGUGAGGGACAAAAGCUAGUAAAGAUGGUACUGGGUCCCCCUCCAAAACUACCCAGAGAAGAACCAACUUCCCAUCCAGCUGGAAAACAGACCCAAGCAGCUUCCAGACACCCUCAUCAAGAUGGCACAGAGAGGCCUCGCAGUGGUUUCCAGGAGAAACCGUCCAGCCGCCCUACAACCUCAUACAAUCACUCGUCUUCAGCCAAGGACAGGAUGCCACAGGGAGUGAAUACAGAUGUUUUGGCAGUAGAUAUACAGGGGAUUCUUGAUGACCUUCAGCUGGAUUGCAAACCAGCUGAAAUGGAAGAGCGAGCCCGUAAAAGAUCUCGAGGUGGCAGUGGUAGUAGAAGAGGCCGGGGAGGGUCAGGUUCACGGACAAGGGCUCCUGUCUCUGCUUGGGGAACUACAGUUCCAACUUCCAGCUCCAGAGGUUGCCGUAGUGCCAGUCCCACUAAACGGCAACAUGAUGAUGCUAACAAAGCAAGCAAAGGUCAAAAGAAGAGGCACUAUGAUGCAGACACAGUCCGCCAGUAUAUUGCACAACAACAAGAGGAGAGAAAAAGGCGACAGGUAGAAGAGAAGAGGGCAGCAAAGGAGGAGGCUGAGAGAAGAAAUCAGAGACUUGCAGAGCUAUACAAGAAGCAAAGAGAAGUAGCAAAAACUGUGACCCUUUCCACUGAGGCAGCUGUGGCCCCCGUUCAAAAACGCCUGCAGGAGACCUACACCAAACUACUGCUGGAGGAUGCCCGGCUCGGCGAGGAACAACCUGCGCACCUUUCUGCACCUAUUAUUCAGAUGAGACCCCUAUACCAGCCUUCAGGAGAGUCUGACAAGGAAAACAAAAGACUAGAGGUGUCACAGAGCCCCUCAAGCAGUGACAAGUCUUUAAAUGAGCUGCCACCUCCACCAUUAUCCAGGAACGAUCUCGAAGAUUCCUUUUCACUUCAGCCUGACCAUCUGAAUCCAGUUUAUCAACCCACAAAUGUUGCCACCAGCAGUGUACAAGUUUCUUCCAAUGAACAUCUUCUCUCUCAGAUUUUAAGGCUGGAUGCAGCAAUGGCUGCUAGUAGCAAGUACAGUGAACGGCCAGCUGUUGCACCUCAGUCCCACACCAGGAUGUCUCGGAUUGAAGCCCUAAAGGCGAAAGCUACAUCCUUAUCAAACCGCAUCGAAACAGAGGCCCGAAGGUUUGCAGGACAAGAGAUCAACUAUGGCGCCCCAACUUCAAUGGAUGUUGAUACUGUUUUACCUCCCAGAAAUUCUAAUGUUGAUUUUGAGUACUGGACAGAAAUCCCUGCUUAUGCUACAGAGAAUAGCGACAAGUCCUUUAGGGUACACAAAGCUGCCACAAGUGCAGGUUAUACAACAUACACAGACACAGCUCUUCCAGGAGCAGAGAACCUGCAUGACUUGGUGGAAAAGACGUACACCAGUCUAACAAAUCCACAUACGGUUUCUCCAGGUGUAAAUGGGACAUCUUUAAACAGUUACUCUCAAGAAAGGAGGAGGAGGAGGAUUGUAGUUGACUUAGGCUUGAAAGAGAAAGAAAAUCCAGAAGAUAGAAUAAAAAAUAAGAGAGAGGAGAAUGCUGUGUUUCCAUAUCAGUCUGAUCUCCAUGAUUUAAGUUCUGGUUCCAUUAGUGAGGGACCUCUACUGAGCGAGGGAAGUUUUUCUGAGGGAGACUCAAGUCCACCCCAGUACUAUAGUAACCGUGGGCGUAAUGUAGAUUACUUGGAGGCAGCGGACAACAGAGCAGGUAAAAGCAGUAAUCACAACCGGCUGUUGGAGUUCCAGAGGGAUGCGGCAAAGUGUGCAGCCCUCAGCCCACCGUUUUCACAGCUAAAUGGUAGCAAAGCACCAUGGGAAGAGUUGAACAAAGGAAGCCCUCUGAGUGUAAUUAAUAUUUUCACCAAAAAUGUCCAAGGCCAUGUUAAAGUGAAUGAAAGAGAUUCAGAGAAAUCUCCACACGGAGACGACCAAGGAGAUGCAGAAGUCUAUUUGGAUGACUUUGUUUCAUCACAUAGCAGCAAAGCAAGCAGCCAGUUAAAAAGGGGAUCCAACUCUACAAGUCACUCCCAGAGUAUGUCCCCUGGUUCAACACCUGGAUCCUCACCACUUUCCAGGCACUCCACAAGUAAAAGAGCCACCAUUUCAGACCAGAGUGAUGCAACUCUUGUAGAAGAACUGAAGGGUUCACCGCUUUCAGAAGCAAAUUCCUCUGACCACAGAAGGAAAGCCUCAGACAAAAGUUUGAACCAAGCCCAGGACAAAAGUUUAGAUUCUGACACAUUAGGAGGACGUUCAGCCCAUUCCCCCAGAAGACGCAAACUGGUUUCAUCAUCCUGCUCUCCAGACCUCAGUUCUCUAACUGCAGACUCUCCCAGUGAGCAUGUAAGAAGGAGCUCUAAUAAUCUGAAAGCAUCCAGCAGAGCAGAACUGAGGUCCACAGGUGAGUUGCAGUAUUCACCGGCUGUCUUGAGACAGCGCAUGGCGGCAGAAAUGCACUACUUGGAGUCCAUCGAAGAGUCAAUUAAACAGCUGGGAGAUGCAGAGAGGCUUAUGGGUGUGUCUAUGGCCCAACAGGAGAGUGCAUCACUGGCUCAAAUGCUUAAGGCUAAGCAGCAUCGCCAUGAGCAGGAACUCUAUGAGCUAAAAAUCAAGACGGAAAGAGAAGCCCUUGAGGCAAAACUCCAGCUUGAGGAGAACAGACAAAGGGUUGCCAGGGCUCAUUUAGAGCUGCAAGAAAACUUGGCAGCUUCACAAAAACAGACUUUGGAAGGUCUCCAAGAGUCAGCUUCUAAGAUGGUUAGCCAACAGGCUGAAGCAGCGCGGUACACAGCAGACGCUGCCCGACACAUUAAGGAGAUGGCAGAACUUGCACAGUCCCAGAUUACAGGACAUUUGAUUAUUCCAGCCAUUGCCACUGAGUCGGCUGUAUUGGACCAUCAAGAAGAACAAAAUAGUUCCCACACCAAGUCACAUGAAAGUAGGGGUGACUCUUACAGUUAUAAAAGUGAAGUUUCAAAACGAAGGGUCAGGUCUGGUGAGCCCUCAUCUUCUCAAAACAGCCUCAGUCAGCCUGACUCGCUAUCUUUUAGAAGAUCAAAUGUCAGUGCAUCUCCAUGUGGAAGUAACCAAACCAGCCCAUCACGUGCUUCAUCUGACCACAGAGAAAAAGUGAAAAGAGAGCCUGUGGAGAGAAAACGGAGGAACGAGAGAGCUGAGGAGAGGGUAAAAGAGGAAGCAGCCUGCAGCUCUAUUGAGGAGGAUAUUCCAGCAGCAGCAAAUGACUCAGUCUACAGCGAAAGGAUUCUCUCUCUAGAGGAUGAGAAAGGAGAAACUACAUCUGUGGCCACUGAGUAUUCUCUGAAGUUCGAUCAGUCCAUGACGGAAGAUGACAUAGAGGAAUGCUCUUUCCGUUCUUUGCUGCCAUCUGAAGCUCAUCGUAGAGGAACCAUGCAGAAAAAGUUGCACCAUCAGAGGGAAGCAGAAGAUUUUGGAGCCAGUCUCGAUGAAACAUUGGUCCCAGAUAUGGGAUCAUGUGGUUCCUUUAAGUCUAAGGAUGCACACAUAGCGUUCUCUAGUGGGCAGGACAGUUUUUCUAAGUUCACAAUGGAAAUGGUACGACAAUACAUGAAGGAUGAGGAGGUAAGACUACAACAUCAGAGUUCUCUGUUGCAUCUACGCCAGAAAGCUCUCAAAGAAAAGACAAGGACAGAGCUAGCCUGGCUUGAGCACCAGAAGAAGAAGCUGAGAGACAAGGGUGAGGAUGAUAAAAUGCCACCAAUCAGGAAGAAGCAGAGGGGACUUCUGCUUAAGCUCCAGCAGGAGCAGGCAGAGAUCAAGAGACUCCAGGAAGCCAACAAAGCAGCUAGAAAAGAAAGGCAGUUGUUACUGAAACAGCAGGAAGAGAUUGAACGGAUGAGAAACUCAACACUCAGACUGAAAGAGCGUCUCAAAUGUGCAGAGGGAGAGGCUCCCCCUGAAAUUCCAAUGUCAGAACCUUCAGGCACUGAACUGUCCUCCCCGAGGCUUCCCGAUGAAAUGCGCAGUCCCUCACCUUCGCUAUCCAUCUCUGGAAGUGAGACCAGCAGCAUCAUGCAGAAGCUUAAGAAAAUGCAGUCUCACAUGGAUGAAAAACACUGUUCCCCUGUCCACUGCUUCUUCUCUGUGUUCACGGCCCACCACUGGGCCUCUCUCAGUGUCUGUCUUCCCAACCUCCACCCUAAAUUCCAGCUCUUUAUCUACAACCAGUUGGUCAGGUUCCUGACGAGGCGAGAACAGCAACUGAUGCAAAGGCGCCACCAUGCCGAGGAGCUGCUCCAGUGGAAACAGCAACUGGAUCAGGAGGAGGCUGAAGUCCGAAGGAUGGAGAGAGAGGCCUUGGCUGCCUGGGACCUGAGAAGACCUCUGGACAAGGACCGUAAAACGUCUGAGAGCGAUGGAAAUGAUAUCUCUGAAACUGGAUCGCAGGCUUCUCACCGACAAAGCUUAGAACUUAGAUAUGACAGUGAAAAGGAGCUUGUGAGUGAAGACAACUGCUCCUCAAUUGUAACGGAGUCCAGUAUACACACAGAGGGACCGGUUUCUCUGCACCAAGAGAGUCCAACCUCAGUGCAACUGGCUUCAGUGGGUGAAACACCACAAGCCCCGGUUUAUAGCAGCCCCGCUACUUACACUCAAGACUUUUCUGCUGAGUCUCAAUUACCGGCUCUAAAGUCCUCUUCAAUCAAAGACAGCCAAAGCCCUGCUGCCUCUCCAUCAGAUUGUGGCAGUAAGAGCAAGAUGCAACUUCGCUCCACCUCCCAGGUUCCUGAUCACCUGACAGCUGUGCUGUCUGAAAACAUUUCAGACCAGAGUGACAUUGAGAGUCGUAUCAAGGCACUAAGGGAAGAGCUGAGAAAACGUAAGAUCAUGGCCUACCAGCUGAAAAAAGAGCAGAAAAAGCGACACAAGGAGCGGCUGAAGGCUCAGGAGGCACAACUAUUGAAGAAACUUGAGAACUACAACGAUUUCAUUGAGAAAACCAAAGCAGAGCUUAAUAAGGAGCCAGACUCAACACCUGAUACUACGUCAAAUAUAAAUGAUUCCAGCUACGUUUUGGAGCAGUCAUCUAUCAAACCUUCUCUGCACAGAUCUGACAUCAAAAGCUCUGACUCUGCAGGCACAGUUAUUGAUGCUUCACAAAAUCAUAAUACCUUUCCACAGUCUUAUCAUAGCCAAUCAGCUUCCAAAGCAUUGCCUGAAGAUUUACCCAACAAGGUCCCCAAAACUCCCACUGUGACUGAAUACAGCAGACCGUCUGGCGGUCAUUCAUCAGGGUCUCUUUUAAGAUCUCUAUCCAAGCCAGAGUCUGAGGAUGAGAAGGUUUUGUCUGACAACAAAUCUGAUAUUGAAGAACAGUUAGAUGUGGAAGUACACUCCAGGUCUGAGGAUGAACAGUCUAACCUUCUCAAACCUGACUCCCAGGAGAAAAUAACUGCAUCUAAACAAGACCCCCCUAUCAUAGGCGGGGAACGUGAAAGGUCUGAUGGCUUGGAUCAGGAAGAACAGAGGACUGACAGAGAAAUAUCUGAAGCGGAGGAUGCUGUGAAGUCAAAUACCUUUAUACCUGGUGCUCAGUAUUCUGCUGCCGGUAAUCUGGAAGCUUCAUCACACGUAAGCUGCAGCUCUUCAGCCAAAGACCCCCCUCUCACACCUGACUCAGCAGGCUCUUUAAAAAAACAGCCACUCUGUAAAGAUGUUGACGUGUCUCUUGGCACCGAUGGUUACCAGGAGGACUUUGAAUCUGCUCAUUUUUCACCUUCAGAGGAUCAUAUUUCUAAGCACGAGUCUCAAGUCUCUUUGUCCCAAAUGGAAGUUAAGCAUUCAAGUAAAGAGUCAUCCAGGGCAACCCCCACUUUUGACACCCAAGAUGAAGUAGAAGAAGAAAUACCCGAAGAGAUAAGUCGGCCUGCUAGUGCUGGUGAGCAAGACCUUCAUUCAGAAAAACUUGUGGAUUUCCAGCAUAAUGGAGAAGAUUUAAAAUGUGAGAAUAAGACCGAGUUUUCCAGCCAAGGGGUCGCUUCUCCUUUGGUUCUAGAUGAAAUGCCAGGUUUUCAGCUUGGAGACCGGGUCCUAGUUGGAGGCGUUCAACCAGGCACCCUGAGAUUUAAAGGUCCAACCAGCUUCGCCAAUGGCUUCUGGGCAGGUGUGGAGUUGGACAAAUCUGAAGGAAGUAACAACGGUACUUAUGAUGGGGUUGUUUACUUUGAAUGUGAGGAGUCCCAUGGUAUCUUUGCUCCUCCAGACAAAGUCUCACACCUCCCAGACAAGUUUGAGCUCUAUGCAGAUACUACAGAAGAUGAGGACUCUUUCUUUGAUGACUUAUCUGAUAAAGGUGGGGAACAGCAGAAAAAGGUUAAAGGCAGUCCUCAAAAACCAAAAGAUCCAGAAAUCAAAAACGAUCAAACAUUUAACAAGGACAACAAGUCUAGAGAUGUAAAAGAUUUGGAUGAGAAGGACCAGAUCCCGCUUGAUUCCAAACUGAUCCUCAAUUCACAGCAUCAGAAAAAACCUGAGCAUCAGAUUUGUCAUGUGAACCUUAAGGAUGUGAUUUUAGACUUAAAUGAAGCAUCACAUGCAUCCCUUAUUCCAGAUCAAGAAAGAACUGAGGAGAAUGAGAAGAAAGCAGCCAUUGCUGAGAGAAAUAAUACUGACAUUAAGCAGGAUUUGAUUCCCACAGAUCGGCCAGCAGACAUCAAGAAUGAUAAGAGAGAAGAGAAGGACGGGGAUCGGCUGGACACAUUUACUGAUAAGCUUCUCAACAACUUGAUCAAAGAUUGUUUUAAGCAGUGCUCUGAAAUAAAAAGGGCCAAAGAAGAAAAGAUAAAAAAGGCCAACCAGUUAAAUGGAUGUUUGUUUGUUGGAAAUGAUGAAGAAAAGUGGAUCUCUUCAGUGGGGCAAAAAGAUAAUCUACCGUUCUUUCUACCUGCUGAAAAGGGGGAGUUGUCUUCUCCUGAACUCUGCAACAGAUCAGAGAGUCCAGUCUUUGGACCUAGUGGCCAAGAGGAGCUCGCUAAGCGUUUAGCUGAACUGGAGCUGAGCCGAGAAUUGCUGGAUGAUAUUGGGGAUGAUCAGGACUGGUUCGAUGAGGACUUUGGUCUCAGCUCCCGCAGACAGCAGCAGAGACUCAAACAGAAAGAAGAGCUCGGAGGUGAACUUGGCAGGUCAUUGGGCCCACACAUGGGGGCCAUGGUUUCAUCAUUAGGUGGGGACUCGCAGGUAAAAACUCCACCAAGACCAGAGCUACCCCUCCCCUUGCCUCCCAAACUACCUGAACAGCCCGCCAUGAUUGUGCCCCACUCGGCCACAGAGGUGGAGAAAAUGGUCCAUUCUGCCACACAGGAGAUCUGGGAGGCUUUUGGCCUGGGGAAGGAGGGGGCGCUCAUACUUGAACAACUUUCAAAGCCUACACCAUCCCUGGAGUAUUUAGGGAAAGAGUCCAGCAGCCAGGACCAAGAUGCCCUCUCCAUCAUCAGUUACAAAAAGGCCGUGUUUGACCUUACAUGGGAGUUACUUAAGGAAAUAUUUGCUGAAGAUCCGAAUACUGAUCAACCUCAGUGGGUCAAACCACGUCAAGUAAAGUCCUCCUUCAUUCACAGAGUCAAGACCGCUGGAGACAUCAACAAAAUUCAGGAAUUUGUCACAGAAGAAGUACUUAAGCUGUAUGGUCUGAAGCAAGAUCAGAGUCAAAAGACUGACUGGCAGAAGAUGCUCAAAUUUGGCAGGAAGAAGAGGGACAGGGUUGAUCACAUUCUGGCCCAGGAACUCCAUGAGGAGGAGGCCCAGUGGGUUAACUACGACGAGGACGAACUGUGUGUCAAGCUCCAGCUCGCAGACAGCAUCUUCCAGACUUUGCUGAAGGACACUGCUAACACAUUCACACUUAUUUCUGACAAGAGAGCCAAAAGAGGAGCUCUCUCUUGACCGCCUGGAUUUUGAAUUAUGGUCUGUUGCUCUUAGUCCUUUCUUGCAACUGAGAAAUAUAAACCACGUAACAACUCUUAAGACUUCACCCGAGCAUUUCACAAUAGAAAACCCCCCAAAGGCCUUCAGUUCAGUGUUUUUCUUACAGACAGACUCACUCCAGCUGUAGCUUUGAUUUACUUAUUUUCUUUUUGCUUCUAAGCAGUCAGGCCUUCCCAAAAAAUAGCAUCUUCUGACCUCCUAGCAAGAACUGGUUAUUUUAAGAAGACUAAAUGAGGUAGACAUGAGAAUAUCCAUGAAUGCUGCUAAACUGUUUGUUCCAUUGUGGGCUAAAUGUACUUUCCACAUGGAAGAUCAGUACAUUGAUUGGAUAUAUGUGGAUUUUUAAAAAAAAGGUUAGUAAUAGGUUUAAGCACUGCAACAGGAAAUAGGUUUAGUGCCGUAUGUUUACUAAGAACAAGCUUUGGCUUGUCAUGUCCAGCUGAAGUAAUUAGCCUGAAGAUUGUGAGUUUUUUUUAUAAGCAACAUUUAUAUUGUAGACAUAAUUAUGGCAUGCCUUAACUUUGGCAAAAACAAACUUAUGUCAUCCCUAAAAAUACUAAACACUGGCUGUAAAAUGGUUUUAGUGUUAAGUUGAACCAGCGCAGCCCUCGCAACACAACAUGGAUGUAAAAACCCUUGUUUGUUUCUGAUCAGCCUGCAUUUUAUCGGCACAUUUAAAAAAAAAACAAUCUUCAUCUGUUUAAUAUUUUGCCCCCUUAUUUAUUUUAUGGAAAAGCUUGAUUGGGGAUAAAAAUAAAAUCAAAUCUAAGAUGUAAAUGAUUUUUUUUCAACCUGUAGAAAUGACAUUUUUAACAUGUAAAGAAAAUCUAAAGUUAUUAUUAAAGCACAAUUUUAAAUGUGAAUAUAGCAAUAUAUUAGAUAAAAGGAACCAAGAGAAGAGCAUAGAGAAACUGUUCUAGUCCUUGAAGCUGUAAUGUUAAUAAUUAACUAAAACUAUCUAACUGCUGUCCCUUUAAUGCAAUCACUGCAUCCCACCUUCCUACUGGAUGUAAAUAUUUGGUGUGGAUUUCGACCUGGAAUGAAAAUACCUCCAGAGAUUUGUGCUUGGUUAUAGUAGGUUUUGUGCAAGCUGAUUAAAUUGAUAUGCAAGUGGGACACAAAACAGGCAGCAAUUAUGGAAGAAUACUGAAAUGCUGGAUUUUUUAACCUUCCUGCCUACACUUAAUUCAUUUUCCCUAAACACAAAAAAAAGCGCUAUUCCAUUUUUAUAAGUCUUUACCGGCAAAAAACUUGUCUUUGUAGCAUCAUGUGCUUUCCUGCAAAAUGAUCUUUAAACAAGCCUUAUAAAGCACCCGGUGGGAUUACUCAGAAAAAAAAAAGAAAAAAAAAAUCUCCUUUUUCCAUUAAAGUGCCUCCUGAUUCUGUUGAUGUUUCAGCAUCCUUUGGACCUGUUGUUUUUUUUAAAUGUCUGUUUUAUCAUCUGUAUUCUACCAUACUUUUUGCAAAUGGACCUCAGAAUGGCUGCUUUUCCUGUUUUCUUGUCCUCAAUGUUCUGCCUUAUCACUCUCUUAUGUCAAGAUUUAGUGAAGAACAUUUUCACAUCCCUCCUCAUGCACCUCAGCAUGAGGCGAACAUCUAAGGAAAUCUAAAGUAACCUUCACUGUGGAUGAAAGCAGUGGACAGUCCAACCAUGAGUGACUCCAGCCAACAUGAUUCACACUGUGAGUCUUUGCCCUGAUGCCUCUUAGCACAUAGGACUACAUCCAAGGGCUCAUUGGUUUUCUGCUGCUUUGGUCAAACAAAACUAUGUACCAACUUUUUGUGACGUGUUUAAGAGGUCUUUAAAACCCUUAUUGACUCUAUAGCGAAAGUGACCUUAAAUUAAGGAGGCGGAGGUGGUUCAACUGGUGUAUGAUGAGGAAAAAGACCACAACUCUUUGAAACCGGUAAUCUCUAUGCUGUAGAACUUUGUAUGUUAAUGAUUAAAUGAGUAGUUUUUGCAAGAUGUUAUGGAAAACCCUGGAAUUGUCCCUUGAAAUUGAUUGUAUAUGGGAUGAAGUUAAGUUCCCGUCUGAAUCUAUGCAGUAUCUGGUCAUCUUCCAUUAUUUUUAAUGUAGAGACUAAGAAGCUUUUAAGCCCCUGAUAGCAUCAGGCUGUCCACUGACCUUUGGUCGGUUUUCUUCACAGAAAUGUAGCGUAGCGUUGACCUUAGAAAGUAUUUGGAUUACUGUAAACAAACAAAAAAAGUUGAAAUUGAUGCAACAUAUUUAUCUCAGUAGCUUAGCAUAGAGCUCCUUGCCAUAUGUUUAGAAAUGGUUGUGAAUAUUUAUAAUGUCCUGCGAGACUGAUGGGUGUAAAUAUUCUGUUGAUCCAGUUUGACCCACUGUUACUGUAACCUAAACAGUUGUUGUAAAAUAAAUACUGUUGAUUUUUGAAAAUAUGUACAUAGUAUAGAUUUGUUAACUAAAUAAAAUUUGAAACUGUAAAUAAAGCAUUCACUGUUUGUACUUGAACAAGUUUUCCCUUCAGUUUUUUUUAUUUUUUUACUGGGUGGAAUGUGUGCAAAGGUAAUUACUUCAAGUUGUUUGGGGGCAGACAGCCGAGCGCAGGACUUUCAUUAUGUUUACUUUGGUAACUGAACUCGGAUGUUGUGGUUUGUCUGCUGUUUUUUUGUGAAACCCAGGAUAACAUGUUAUCAUGGUGGUGAUGAAGUUUUGGAUUGUACCAAGUCAUUUUUUUAAGGCAUGACUCUGGUGGAGCUCUCCACUGUGAAAUUGAAAUGACAGAUUAGUUCGUAAAAGAUGAUAAAUGUAAGAGGAUUUCUUUUUACAGUUCCUUUCUUACUGUAAAAACAAGACUUCAAAAUAAAAGUUUCAUUUAAAUUACAGUUGUGUAGGGAAAAACGAAUAAAAGAUGGAUACUUUAAGGUAAUUUGUGUUAACACCAAAACCUGAGGAAAUAUCCACUGCAGAAUUGCAUAAAUAAACUAUUUUAAAUUAAGUUCUGCAACUGAACUUAUUGUGGUCAACUGCAAUUUCAACAGUACAUUUAGUAAAAUCAUUCAUUUUGACAGCUAGAAAACCAUCAAUCCAGACAAAUAAGACAACAAAA